GUACUGUCUUUCUUGCCAUCAACAAAAUAUUUAUAUUAAUAUAAAUUCUUCCUCUCCAAAAGAAAUUUACCGUUGUUAAAUAUUGAAAACAUUUUACAUCAUGGAGAAAGAAAAUAUGAAUCAAGGUCCUGACCUAGAAAGAAUAGGACUGUUCAAAGAAAUGGGAUACAUACAUGAAUAUGUUCCAGUUAAAAUAUCUUUCAAUGAUUCGUCAAAGAAAGGAAAGCAGAUGAUGACUAACUGUACUAAAAGUAAAGCAGGAACUCAAGAUGGCUAUUUUGCCAAGGAGUAUCCUAGGGUGUUUGAAGGAGAAGCAUACACGGACCCUAUUCGCGCCAGAAGAAGAUCCCGCAUCGAACAGGCCCAGAAAUGUCUGCCACCGGGAUUUAAAUACUCCUCUCCCCCCAAAAAACCUUGCGGACUGGGUUCAAACUACGGAACAUUCACAGACUACGGUAAAAAAAUCGAAUAUUUCAGUUCGAAGGGACGAACGGCUGUGAAAGGUUCUCCAUCAAAGAAAAAUAUUUUAACGAAUCCUGCGAAGAAAGGAAGCGGAUAUGGGUAUCCUAAUAUCACAAUAGGGAAGCAGCCGCCUUACUUUUUAGAAGAAGAAUAUGAAGAACUGAAAAAUGCUCCGAGAGAACCCAAAAAACCGGAGCCUCGUCCUUUUGCACCAUACAGAGCAGGAAAAUUUCAGCAAGGAUACUUUGACCCUAAUCCGUAUACCUCUACCAAGGACAUACCUCCACCAGUUGUUGAAGAAGAAGAAACUGAAGAAACAGCCACAACUCCCUUUAUUCCAAGCAGUCCCGCUAAAAAGGAUGGCGGAAUGAAGGCUGGCUGUUUGAAUCAGUUCCCAGAGUACACAGGAGAGCCUCUUCCGAGACCUGAUUUGGUACCCAGAGGAGUUAAAAGGUACAUCAAUGCAGAAAACCAGAUGUUUCGUCCAGUACCUGGUCCCAAGCCGUACCCUGUCAAGUCAAUUAUCAACAAAAAUGUGCAAAAAAAAGUGAACCCUCUGAAUUUUAAAGCCAUUAAAGGUGUAGUAUAUUGCAAGAAAUAGCUUCAUUAUUUUAAUAAAAUAUAUCAAGCUGGAUGUACUGAAAAUACUUAAAAUUUAAUAAAUUUUAUUUUCAUAAAAAAGGGC
Messenger RNA from Stegodyphus dumicola, 1147 nucleotides. RefSeq names its product cilia-and flagella-associated protein 96-like. Gene Ontology annotation, cellular component: centrosome; cytoplasmic microtubule. NCBI's taxonomy places the organism in Eukaryota, Metazoa, Arthropoda, Arachnida, Araneae, Eresidae. The record is from RefSeq and is a predicted model, not a curated record.